GCAGUUUUGUACUGGGGAAUAUAAAAAGGAUGGUGUUCCAAUUGGAUUCAAAAGUGCUACAUUCCAUAGGUACAUAUCCUCCACCAAUAUGUUUUUUGGCUAAAAAGGUUGUGCUAUGUGAAAAGAAAUGUGAUUUUUGGCUGCUCAAAAGGAUUCUGUUGUAUUUUUUGUCUUAAGAGUCAUUAAAGACUUUAUGGUGCAGGGAGGUGAUUUUAUGAAGGGUGAUGGAACAGGGGUUUGUAGCAUAUAUGGUGGAGUUGCCUUUUCAGAUGAGAAUUUCAAACUAAAACAUGACAAGGCUGGCUUAUUAUCUAUGGCAAACAGUGGUGCCCAUACUAAUGGCUGCCAGUUUUUUAUAACUUGUGCAAAGUGUGAUUUCCUUGAUGGAAAGCAUGUUGUUUUUGGUAAAGUUGUAGAUGGAUUACUAGUUAUGAGAAAAAUUGAGAAUGUUCCUGUUGGUCCAAACAACCGUCCUAAACUGCCUGUGGUUAUUUCUCAAUGUGGUGAAAUGUGAGAAUUCUGGGUUUUGGAAUUCCGUAACGAUGUUUUUUGAAUGAAGAAGAACAGGUCAAGAAAAACACAGAAUCUUGGGAUGGCUGCUGAAAAAUUGAUCCGAUAAAUCAAGUUACGUUUUCUCACCGCGAGCAUAAGUCAUUACUGGACCGUAGAAUGUAAAAUAUACUGAAAUGUGAAAGAUGGUUAUUGAGCAUUGUAAAGUAGUUUCACUGGCGAAGUAAUGAAUAAAAUAUCUCUGUACUUGUA
Molecule: messenger RNA, 762 nt
Organism: Dendronephthya gigantea
Lineage: Eukaryota; Metazoa; Cnidaria; Anthozoa; Malacalcyonacea; Nephtheidae
Product: peptidyl-prolyl cis-trans isomerase H-like
Exons: 7
Coding region: 194-514 (106 amino acids)
Biological process (GO): protein peptidyl-prolyl isomerization
Cellular component (GO): intracellular membrane-bounded organelle
Molecular function (GO): peptidyl-prolyl cis-trans isomerase activity
Source: RefSeq, a predicted model, not a curated record